Messenger RNA from Paramacrobiotus metropolitanus, 863 nucleotides. RefSeq lists its product as uncharacterized. The coding region runs from base 63 to 668 and encodes 201 amino acids. The record is from RefSeq and is a predicted model, not a curated record. Gene Ontology annotation, molecular function: protein binding. Lineage: Eukaryota; Metazoa; Tardigrada; Eutardigrada; Parachela; Macrobiotidae. The transcript is spliced from 5 exons.
CGAUGAGGAAGCAGAGGAUUAGUUAACGAUGACCGUGGAAAAUGUAGAAAGGAGCCUACAGGAUGUGGUGCGAACACUUGCCUUCUACGUUGGUAAUAUUUUUGUUAUUAUUUGGACAAAAUAACGGAUGCUAUUGUCCACAAAUUUGGCAACCUGUUUGUGCUUCCGAUGAGCAAAUUUAUUCCAACAUGUGCUAUUUUAUCUGCGCCCGGGCAAAGAUGCCGAAUUUAGUACCGCAGCCAAUGACCUUUUGUCAGCAGUUAUCGACUAGCAGCAAUCAGCAGCCGAUUGAAAACGAAGGUAACGGUAAUCCCAAUGCUCCCAACGAAGGCAAUGGUCAAAAUCCAUCAGCGAGUAAUCCGGCGUCCCAUUCGCCGCACGACGCCACUGCUGCCUAUGAUCCCAUGUAUGACUCGCAAAUGGGAAUGGGCUCCGCUGCCGGUUCGCAUUUCGGUUACGUUCCCGUUUGCCAGUGGAGCUGCUAUAAAGCGACCACCCAUACCAUGUUUAGAAUCUGUGACGACAUGAAUGGCGUUCACUACUCCGAUUGCGAUUACUAUAAAGCCGUUUGCCGGGCGGAAGUCCGUGGUUUAAUGCUUCGACGGGCUCCGUGUCAACGUUCCAGCGUCUUCGCUGGUCAUAACAGAAGGCACACUUGGCUAAAGUAAUUAAGGAUUAAGGUACUAGAUAAAGCAAUUUCCGCGAAGAAGCUUGCGAGAAUUCAUUUUGUCCUGGUGUACUUGGUCUGGGCAUUUGCAGAUUUCUGUUUAAAAUAGGACAACAGGUGUUUGUUACGAACCUGGUAUUAAUUCCACUAUAACAAUUAUCACUAGUUGGUCCGAAAAUGUUCCGUCUCUCGCAUG